UUUGGAUUGCUAAUUUCUUCUCCGCUCCUCCCUGACGACACCGAGGGCAAGUCUGCUCGCCUGCGGGCAGAAGAAGGUGGAGUGCGGCGUCAGCCUGGCUCCCCUGCAGGGAGGGAUGACGCUGCAAGCUUUUGGCUCCGGGGACUCCAGUACUGUUGCUGCUCGCAUCGAACUGUGUUGUCAAUGGAGCGUCACUUCAGUUUCAUUUCCAUCUGGCUCCAACUGGAACUUUGUGCCAUGGCUGUUCUUCUCACCAAAGGAGAAAUCCGGUGCUACUGCGACGAGGCGCACUGCGUGGCCACGGGCUACAUGUGCAAGUCGGAGUUGAACGCCUGCUUCACCAAGACCCUGGACCCCUUCGGCGCCAACUCUCCCCUGACCCACGGCUGCCUGGACCCCCGCGACGUCUGCGGCGCCCAGAGGGGCGCGGGCCUGCUGGAGUGUUGCCACGACGACAUGUGCAACUACAGAGGCCGGCACGACCUGGCGCAUACCAAGGACUCGGCAGACCAUAGCCGCUACCAGCCGGAGAGCACCAACAAGAACCUGGUGACCAGAGUCCAGGAGCUGGCCUCGGCCAAGGAGGUGUGGUUCCGGGCGGCGGUCAUCGCCGUGCCGAUCGCGGGCGGCCUGAUCCUGGUGCUGCUCAUCAUGCUGGCCCUGAGGAUGCUGCGCAGCGAGAACCAGCGCCUGCAGGACCAGAGGCAGCAGAUGCUGUCCCGGCUCCACUACAGUUUCCACGGACACCACACCAAGAAGGGCCACCUGGCCAAGUUGGACCUGGAGUGCAUGGUGCCCGUCUCGGGCCACGAAAACUGCUGCCUGACCUGCGACAAGAUGAGGCAGACGGACCCGAGCGGGGACAAGAUCCUGUCUCUGGUCCACUGGGGGAUGUACAGCGGACACGGCAAGCUGGAGUUCGUAUGACUUCAUUCCCGUCUUUCUCCUCCCGCUGGAGUUUGUAGUUUGAUUAUUUUGCCAGACUGAUCUCACGCCGUGUGGUUUUUGCCAGAGGAGCACUUUACUUGAAAAAUGAAAAAGGCGAAGGACGGCAAGGAGCCGCGUUCAAAGCCUGAGAACUCCUGGAGGUCCUGGACUUGCUGAAGGAUUCCACUUUGAUUCCAAUUUUGCACAUUUGUAGAAAUAAAUAAACGUUGUUGCUUGAAACGACAAUUUUACACUGAGCAGGGUACAACAUGGACUUAUUGUACAUGAAAUAUAUAUGUUUAAAUAUAUAUAUAUAUAUAUAGUUUGUUUAUUUCUGCUUUUAGUCCAAUGUUCAACAUCUCUGAAGAUGAGAGCGUGAAAGACUUAUUAAAAGUGACUUUUUAUUUAUUUCA
Molecule: messenger RNA, 1340 nt
Organism: Entelurus aequoreus (snake pipefish)
Lineage: Eukaryota; Metazoa; Chordata; Actinopteri; Syngnathiformes; Syngnathidae
Gene: bambia
Product: BMP and activin membrane-bound inhibitor (Xenopus laevis) homolog a
Exons: 4
Coding region: 184-927 (247 amino acids)
Biological process (GO): negative regulation of transforming growth factor beta receptor signaling pathway; positive regulation of canonical Wnt signaling pathway; transforming growth factor beta receptor signaling pathway
Molecular function (GO): frizzled binding
Source: RefSeq, a predicted model, not a curated record